This is a messenger RNA of Lasiodiplodia theobromae, 1608 nucleotides long. Its product is annotated as Acetamidase. The record is from RefSeq and is a predicted model, not a curated record. The transcript has 7 exons. Bases 1 to 1608 code for a protein of 535 amino acids. Lineage: Eukaryota; Fungi; Ascomycota; Dothideomycetes; Botryosphaeriales; Botryosphaeriaceae.
AUGGUUGACUGGCGCGCCGUUGCGAAAGAAAGACGAGCCGUGCAGGCCGCGCUCAUCCCGCCCGCGCUUCGCCUCGAGAGCAUCCCUGAAGGUCUCGUCAACGCCGUUGAAUACGUCGAGUCCUGUGGACUGCUGUCAGAGGAAGAGCUGCAACUAACGAGCAUCACCGACGCGCGCGUCUUGAUUGACAAGCUUACGUCCGGCUCCGUCUCGAGCGUGAGGCUCACGACUGCCUUUAUUAAGCGGACGGCAAUCUUGCAGCAGCUGACUGGCUGCUGCACCGAAAUCUUUUUCGACGAAGCGCUCAAGCGGGCGGAAGCGCUCGACAAGCACCUGGCUGAGACCGGCAAGUUCAUUGGGCCUUUACACGGAGUUCCAGUCUCGGUGAAAGAUGGGUUCGAUGUCAAGGGCGUGGACACCACUGUCGGCUGGGUCGGACUCGUGGGCAAACCAGCCCCAGAGAACGGCCCCGAAGUCGAGGCCCUGCUCAAGCUCGGAGCAGUCAUCUACUGCAAGACCAACAUCCCGCAGUCACUGAUGAUGGCAGACUCGUACAACCACGUCUUCGGACAGUGCGUCAACCCCUUCAACCGCAACCUCAUCUCGGGCGGCAGCUCCGGCGGCGAAGGCGCCCUCGUCGGCGGCCGCGGCAGCGUGCUCGGCAUGGGGACGGACAUCGGCGGCUCCAUCCGCAUCCCGGCCUGCCUCCAAGGCCUCUACGGCCUCUGCCCGACCAUCGGCCGCAUCACAUUCCUCAAGUCGGCGUGGGACCAGGAAUACAUCGUCCCCCCAGUCGCCGGCCCGCUCACCCACAGUCUCGACACGCUGGAGUACUACAUGGAUAGCUGGCUGGGCACGAGUCCGUGGAACGCCGACCCCCGCAUCUUCCCGAUCCCGUGGCGCAAGGAGCUGGCAGCGCCGCCGCAGCGCCCGUUGAAAUUGGCUUUCAUCUUCGACGACGGGUUCGUCAAGCCGCAGCCGCCCGUGGCGAGGGCGAUUCGAGAGGCUGCCGAUAAGCUGAAAGCUGCGGGCCAUGAAGUCGUCGAGUGGGACACCAAGCUGCACGAAGAAGGCUUGCGGCUGUGGGUCAAGGCCAUCGUGGCGGACGGCGGGAAGAGUUGCAGAGACCACUGCACGAUCAUCGGCGAGCCGCUGAUCGAGGGCAUGGUCGUCGGCCAGGAAAAAGACUUUCUCGAGAUUCCGGAGCGGCAGCAGCUCUCCGCCGAAAAGCUGAAGUACGAAAAGGCCUUCCUCGCGCAGUGGAACGCCGAGGGCAUCGACGCCAUCGUCCUGCCCGUCCUCCCUUGGGUCAAUUACCGCCCGAAGACCUGGGUCAAGAGCAACCCGUGGCUCGGGUUCACGGCGCUGUGGAACCUGCUGAACUACACGGCGCUGGUCGUCCCCGGCUCGCGUGCUGAUGCCGCGCUCGAUCAGCCCGGGGAUGAUUGGAAGAACCACGUGCCGCGUAACGAAUCGGACAAGUUCAAUCAUGAGCAAUACGAUAUCAACUUGGUGAAUGGGAUGCCUGUCGGGCUGCAGCUCGUUACGGGCAGAUUCGGGGAGGAGAAGGCUGUUUCCAUUGCGAAGGUUAUUGCGAGCCUGAAGUAA